CGCGCCACUCUGUUUGUCCAUGUACCACUCUCACAGUCUCAAGCAAAGCAGCCAUUGGGCCCCUUCUAGUCCUACAAUCUCAGAAGGCCGACUUAAAACCUCAUUUUAGUUUCAAUCUGCUACCGCCACUACUGAUAGUAAGGCAUAGGCAUAACAAGGCAAGCGCUGACCCCACGUGCUUAGUGUGCAGCUGACUGGUUACAACAAAAGGAAAGUUAUUUCUCUGAGUUUGCAAUAGUUGGCCACGAUGAGGCGCUCUGCAAGGCACGUGAAGAAGCUGGUGGUGGAGCGAGAUGAAGCGGAGGACGAGGCUUCCAGCGAAGAGGAGAUUGAAGAGGAAGAAGUGGAGGAGGAGGAUGAAGUCGCAGAAGAAGUAGAAGAGGAGGAGGAUGAGGAGGAGGGGGGUGAAGAAGAAGCAGAGGAAGAGCCCCCUGAAGAAGAAGAGCCCGUAAAGAAAAAGAAGAAGCCCAUCUCAAUCAGUCUCAAAGGCGGCAACAUUUGCAAGGUUUGUAAGAAGACGGGCCACCAGGCGGGUUUCGUUGGGUCCAUCUACAUGGACUGUCCAAACAAGCCGUGCUACCUAUGCAAACUCCCUGGCCACACGACGAUGACGUGUCCCUACCGGACGGCGCCCGAGCACGGGUCGACGCCCGCCGUCCGACGGCAGUCCGGCGGAAUGAUUGACGUCGUUCGAAACAUGCAGAUAAACGGACAGCGGCAAGAGGUUAAGAAGCUACCCCCAAUCCCAAACCGUGUUGAUGCCGCCGUCCUGAAGCUGCACAGCCGGCGGGUGACGUCACUCGAGUUCCACCCUACGAAGGACAACAUUAUUGUUUCGGGCGAUAAGAAGGGCCAGAUCGGCAUCUGGGACUUUGAGAAAGUGUACGAUAAGACGGUCUACGAUACGACUCACCGAGCGCUUGUAAAUAGCAUCAAGUUUGACGAUCAGGACGACACCGCCCUGUACACCGCCGCUUCGGACGGUCUAGUUUCGUGUACGGACAUGGACACGGGGUCCGCACAGAACCUGAUUGAUCUCAAUCCGAACGGCUGGCAGGGCCCCGCCACGUGGAAGAUGGUGUACGGGAUGGACGUGUGCCGGAGUCGGCAGCUCAUCAUUGCGGGGGACGACGAGGGGUUUCUGCACAUGGUGGAUAAGCGGACGAAGAAACGGACGUCGGCAAAGAUUCAAAUUCACAAAAAGGGGAGCAAGGUCGUCGGCGUGCACUGCAACCCGUGUAGCGGGGACGUCUUCAUGACUGCCAGUAACGAUCACACCGCCAAGAUCUUCGACCUGCGCACGUUGGACGCGCGGGAAAAGAUGAGCCCGUCUCUCGCGGAGUUGGAGCACCCUCGGGUCGUCAACGCCGCCUACUUCUCGCCCUUCACUGGCAGCAAGAUUCUGACCACGUGUCAGGACAACCGGUUACGGGUCUGGGACUACAUCUAUGGUGACCUGUCGGAGCCCAACCGCGAAAUCGUCCACAGCCACGACUUCAACCGCUACCUUACGCCCUUCAAAGCCGAGUGGGAUCCCCGUGACGUCACCGAGAACCUGGUCGUCAUUGGGCGUUACAUCAGCCACGACUUUGACGGCGUCGCGUUGCACCCGGUGGAUUUCAUCGACGCUUCUACCGGGGGGUUAGCGGGCGAAGUGUGGGACCCGAACAUUACGACGAUCAGCCCGGUCAACAAGCUGCACCCACGGUUGGACGUCCUGGCAACCGGGUCGUCGAGGUCUCUCUUCAUCUGGCGGCCCAAUCCGGACGAGGAAGAGGACGACAGUGUCAAGGAGGCGACCCGGCAGAUGCUCACGGAGGUCCUCAUUUACAACGCGGAGGAAGCCACCGACGCGAAGAAGAAAAAGAAGAAGAGUGCGGACAUAGACGAUUUGGCGGCAGCCGCAAAGAAGAAGAAAUCGGCCGGCUGAGUGAUGCAGCACUCGGGGCGCGAAACCAUGCAGGAUUGUUGUUUAUCGGACCGAUCAUACCCAUGGGAGUGAAUCGUACUCCAUGGAAGUGAAGCCUUGUCAGCGAACGGGCCAGACUGUCCGAUUGAAGUGGCCUAAAUAGAUGGAAGGUCGUCAACGGUCGUUGAUUUGAUUUGUUAAGAACAAACAAUGCGCUUUGGAGGAGAUCAUGUACAAGGUAAUUACUUGCUGGCUUGUAUCGUUGUUGGGCUUGAAAAACUUAUGUGUGGGUAUAAGAUUGGCGAUCGGGCUGGCGCUUCCAGUUUUGCAGCGCAGACUCAAUACUAGCUUCGAACUAUUGGGCCAAAGAUUGAGGGGCAGUGAACGUUUGAAUGAGUCUGCCGUGCACUUACUUGGUUGCUGGAUAUGCGAGCAAGCGGGCAGCCUGCAUUACAACGUACGGCAAGCCUGAAGCGUGUCUGACACCAACGACAUUGAACUUGAAGGCUAGAGCACUCCGACUACCAGGCGUAGCCGCCUGGGGUACAAUUGGACGGUCUGCGACCUUUGCAGACAAUGAGCCUUCGAUCAUUGCCGGGUGCUUCAUUGAUAUUGCCG
This is a messenger RNA of Klebsormidium nitens, 2527 nucleotides long. NCBI's taxonomy places the organism in Eukaryota, Viridiplantae, Streptophyta, Klebsormidiophyceae, Klebsormidiales, Klebsormidiaceae. The record is from the annotation of a GenBank genome assembly.